CUGUUAGGCUCUAGUGCGUUAUUGUACAAAUGCGUUUAACAUAUUAGUGGAAUAAUUUUAUCAAUAAGAUGGAGAAGCUUAUAUUCUAUAUUUGCACUUUUGUACUAAUUUCUUUUACUAUUGGCUCAAAGUUGGGAAGCCGCGAAGUACAUUACAUUACCUGCUUAACUGAAAAUAAUGUAUCUGAUGAUGACAUGUUUACGAUACAAGAUAUAAUAGAGGACAAACACAAACAAGAAAAUCAAGAAAGAAUAAAAAAGAAUGGUUGUGUUAUACAAUGUUUGUUACAAAAAGAAGGAGUGAUGGAAGGAUCGGAAUAUGACGUAGAGAAAAUGCAUAGCAAGUUUACCAAAAGAACAAAUGCUCCAUCAGGUUCAAAAAAAGUUGAAACUCUAGAUAACUGCAUAAAUGAAACAAAGGACCUCACAGAAAAAUGCGACAAAAGCUUCGCUCUUACGGAAUGUUUAGUGAAAGCUGAAGAGAGAGAAAAAUCCAGGCAUCUUCCAAUUGAAAGAUUGGGAUAAUCCAUCCGAAAAUUAACAGACGGAUGUUUCUGAUCUUUUAUAUCGAAAAAAAAAACUUCAUCAGACCGAAGUGAUAUCCGACUAAAGUUAUCCGAUCCAAAAAUUGAAAAACAUUUGAUCCAAGAAAUCCGUUCGUUAAUUUAUAGACGGAUGAUCCAAUUAUAUCUUAUCCGAUUAUAUUUUAUCCUGAAUAUGGCUGAUGACAAAAAACGAGACGUCUGUUAUAGUCGUGGAUGUAAAGCAAAGCAGAGAAAAACUUAUGUUGUUAUAAGGCUAUCAUACAACAGCCUUUUACGAAUUACACUCGUAUGCAUUUUCGGGAUAAGAUAAAACUGCACAUUUGCACAUGAUAGCUUUAUAGUAUAACUUUUAUAGAUAGUAUAACUUUUCGGGACAUUGUCUCAUUUCUAUUAUAAGAUUUCGGGAUUAUGACAUUUCGGCACAUUGUCACGUUUCUAAGAUUUCGAGAUUACGCCCUUUCGGCACAUUGUCACGUUUCUUAAAUAUACGAGUUUUCAAAGUU
Temnothorax curvispinosus is the source of this 1047-nucleotide messenger RNA. Its product is annotated as pheromone-binding protein Gp-9-like. Gene Ontology annotation, biological process: social behavior. Gene Ontology annotation, molecular function: odorant binding. The transcript has 5 exons. Lineage: Eukaryota; Metazoa; Arthropoda; Insecta; Hymenoptera; Formicidae. The record is from RefSeq and is a predicted model, not a curated record. Bases 69 to 524 code for a protein of 151 amino acids.